UGAGUAUUUCGAAACGAUUUUUUUGAGUGGAGCCAAAUUUGACAUAAUGCCAAUAAUUUUCGCCUAUAAUCUUAAAUCGAAAGGCAACGCGUAAAAUAUUUUCUUAAAUUUAGAUCAGUUUAUUUUUCGAAUAAUUUUUGAAUACAGGGCAUCGGCUGGUCGUGCACAUUUGGGCAGAACAUAAUUAUAUGUUGAUGCUUAUUUCAAUGUGAUCAUGCCAAUCGAAUUGUUUGCAUAAACAUUCGCCUAACAACAAUCAAAUGGACAAGUCGAGCAUUAAAUAUUUAUGGCUAAUACCCUUGUGUAUAUGCCUGCUAAAUGUCGGCCAAGCAAAUGCAAUCUUUAUGAAAUUCACAAACAUUACCUGCGACAGCAAAUAUAAAAAUCUGGCUACUGUGGAAUAUUGCUACAUCGGGCAGGUGGAUCAACUGCAAAACUAUAUGAGUCUGCGCUACAAGAUCUUCGAGCCAAUCAAAAGGGAGCUUUUCUUUCAUUUCAGAUUGAUGAUCAGACGAAAUGGCUGGAAGCCAUAUCUGUACGCCUCCGACAUAGAUAUGUGUCGUUUCUGGAAAUCGCGCUAUAAUGGCCUGGCCAAGCUCAUAUUGGGAUUUCUGGAUGGACACACAAACAUGAAUCACAGCUGCCCCUAUAAUGAGAACUACAUUUAUAUUGAUAGGGUAAUGAAUACGGAUAUAUCGAAGCGGCUGCCAGCUCUGCCCCUGGGCAAAGGGCAUUACGCGCUCUUCACCAGAUGGUCAUGGAAGAAUGUGACACGCACCUUGUCGAAUAUCUACAUUGAGGUUACAAAUGAUUAGCCAGUUAAUUAUACCUAUAUAUAUAGAGUAAAAUUUGUGGCUUUAAUAUUGAAACAAUUAAA
Drosophila montana is the source of this 877-nucleotide messenger RNA. RefSeq lists its product as uncharacterized. NCBI's taxonomy places the organism in Eukaryota, Metazoa, Arthropoda, Insecta, Diptera, Drosophilidae. Bases 261 to 815 code for a protein of 184 amino acids. The record is from RefSeq and is a predicted model, not a curated record. The transcript is spliced from 4 exons.